AUGGUUCUUUCACGAGUCGGACGUCACGGAAGCAACCCCAGUUUCAAAGAACCUCACAGUUGUUCAUCGUCUCCGCUGGACGUGGAUCAUCUGUCGGCAGUCUCUCGGCCAUAUUUCUCAACAACCAACAGCUUUCUUUUCCAGCACGGAGCAGGCGGGCGGCACGGGCUCGUUUGCGAGGACAGGGGCGACCUCGUUCCAUGCAGCCAAUCCCUACAAUUCAAUAAACUGAUAGCUGUUGGCCCUGCAACAAAGUCGCUCACCUUGGACGUUGAAGGAUACGGCCCGUCGUUCCAGGCGGCCUGGUCGCGGAAAAAAGAGACUGAUCGAAUGUGUCUGGCCUGGUCUGGUCUGGUGUAG
Molecule: messenger RNA, 360 nt
Organism: Pochonia chlamydosporia 170
Lineage: Eukaryota; Fungi; Ascomycota; Sordariomycetes; Hypocreales; Clavicipitaceae
Exons: 1
Coding region: 1-360 (119 amino acids)
Source: RefSeq, a predicted model, not a curated record